UCUGCAUACAUAGCAUAGGGGUGUGAUAGCGAAAUUGUUCAAAUCCCUCCAACAAAUAUUUAUUAUGGCAUAACUGUGCGUACGCUUUUUUGCGUACAUGUAUCCAUUUGAGUGUACGCUUAAGGUGACGACGCAUACACGUGUACGUUUACGUGUACGUUCAAGUGUACUUGUGCACGUAGCAUUUUCUGCCAUACAAAAUGUGACGAGAAAUUCCCAUGUACAUGGGCGCAGCAUAGCGAUCGGUGAGUUUCAUUGCAAGGUAUCGCGCAAGGGAAAAAUUGCGUCCUCUCAUUUUUUUGGUGCUUCGCCCAGUUGGUGCUUCACCCAUUUGGUACUUCUCCCAAUUGGUACUUCGCCCAAUUGGCACUUCGCCCAGUUGGCACAAUUUCUUUUUUUCAACCCCAGCUGUGCAAAGCCCCAAACGGCCUUCUGAGAAAGCUUCGCGAAAACCCCCAAGUGUAAUUUCAUAUCAAAUAAUUUAAUGUGUUACGAAAUGUAAAUUCUGUUCCAAUGUACAAACAGCUUAACAUGCCAUUUUCGGUGGUUUCCUUUUUUUUAAAAAAUCGUGUACGUGUUUUCACGCCAGCAUGUACAUUUUCACGUGUAUACAUGGAUAUGUGAUGGAACUACGCAUUUAUGACAUAUGCUGCUAGUGUUACUGAACCAAACCCUUAUGUUUACGUAAUAAGCGUACGUGCGUAUGAACACGCGAGUGGUACGUACGGCGCGUUUGUACGCAUAUUAUAAUAUAGCAAUACAUAUGUUAUGUGCUCAAUGUGGAUGUAUAUACAUGCGGAUUUACAGUUUACUUUACGUGUAUUUCUGAUACAUAUUUUUUUUUUUAUACCAUUUUGUAAUUUUUACAAUUGAAGCUCUAUCUUUAAUGAAUUUUUUUUUUCUUCUUCCCCCCCUUUCUCAUAAGUAUAAUAUUUGUACAAAAAGAGAGGAAACAAUUUUUUGUUUUUCAAACGUUAAGCCUUUGCUCUCAUAUUCCAUAGUGGGGAUUAUAUUAUAUACGGUAUAGCAGCUUUGCAAGGAAAGAGAUAAAUGGUCACCUGGAUGUUUUUGAAGCUGUAAGGGAAGGUCACAAAGAUGGGAGCGUACUUGUCGGCACCUAAAACGAAUAAGGAGUCCCUGGACGGAGGAAACUUAGAGCUAGACCCAAGCAGAUAUGGACUGUCGUGCAUGCAGGGAUGGAGGAAGAACAUGGAAGAUAGUCACAUUUGCUAUAACAAUCUGAAACUGAACGAAAUAGAGGAGGACGUAUCCAUUUAUGGCGUUUUCGAUGGACAUGGAGGACCAAAUGUGUCAAAAUGGAUUUCGUAUAAUUUCAGAAGGAUCUUUUUAAGAUGCAUAAAAGAAGCUAGUGAGGAGUUAACCAAGAAGAAUCUAGACAAGUCCAAAAAUUAUAAAUUAAAACUAAUCAAAUUGACACUUGAAAAAACAUUUCUCAAGUUAGAUGAAGAAAUGCUUCUCACAGAAAACCAAGAAAAAUUAAAAAAAUAUAGUGUACCUACACAGGAAAAUGAAGAAGAAUCAGACACAAGGGAAAAUUAUUUGUAUUCCAUUCUGAACGAUAUUAUAUCGAAAAAUAUUAGCAUCAAAGCGAUAGAGAAAGAUGGGAAGAGGUGCUUACAGGUUGUUUAUAAUAAGGAUGGGAAUCCAGUAGAGGAAGGCAAUGCAGAAUCGUCCACCACGCUAGCGGAUGAGGAAAAUAACAAAUCGCCUGAUUUGAUAGGCAGCACGGAUAGUAUUGUAAAGGAGGAGGAUGAGGAGGAGGACAACGAAGAUGAUGAAGAUGGUGAUGAAGCUGCUGAAAAGGAGGCUGCAAAGGAGGAGGGAGCGAAUAAGGAUGCCGUGAAGAAGGAGAGCUGCAAAGAAGGGGGAAGCGCUCAAGAGGGGAACAACAAAACGUUAAAGAAAGACGACGAAAUUUCGGAAGGGUUAACUGCCGACGGUGGAGAAGAAAAAGGUGCACUCAAGGGGGAAAUCGAAAAGGGCGAAAAAACGGAAGACGAUGAGGAGCAAAACAGUGGAAGUACCGAAGAAAAAACAGAUGCAGAGGAGAAAAAUAAGGAAGCAAAUGUGGCAGAGGGUAAGCCCGAGGUGGACACAAAUAAGGCUAUAUCAACUGGGAGUGGCGGUGAAAAUAAAGGCAAGGCGAAAGACGAAGAUGGCAAGGAACACGCAGAUGGAUAUGCCGACAACGGGGAAAGCGCCGAAACCAAUGCGAAGAGACUGAAGAAGGGCAUGAACGACUACUCGGGCAACGAAAAGGAGAGCAACCACGAGGAGGACCUCAGCGAUGGCGCUAGCGGUAGCACCUGCGAGCCGGUGGUUAAAGCAGAACUGACGUAUGACAACCUGAAGUGCAUGGAGGAGGCAGCGGCCAAAGAAGCGAAAAAUAACGGAGCAAACGGGAACCUACCCGGGUUUGACGAAAGCGCACUGAGGAUUUAUGAAAAAGGAAGCAGUAGCAGCGAAGAGGGAUUUUCCUACGACGAAGCUGUGACAAACGUAAUCGAUAACAACAUAAGUAGUAACACCGAUGCGAGUAACGAGGCAGACGAUUGCAAUGGGUUGUAUUCGUCCGACGAGUUGCGCCUAUUUGAAAAUUACUAUUCAAAUGAUUAUGAAGAUAACAUAGCUUAUAGUUGCGGGUCGACAGCACUAGUAGCAGUUAUCCUUAAGGGGUACCUCAUAGUGGCGAAUGCAGGAGAUUCUAGAGCCAUCGUUUGUUUUAAUGGGAACUCCUUAGGCAUGUCCACCGAUCAUAAGCCACAUUUACAGGAAGAAGAAGCCAGAAUUAAGAAGGCAGGGGGAUACAUUUCCAAUGGAAGGGUUGAUGGAAAUUUAAAUUUGACAAGAGCUAUUGGUGAUUUGCACUAUAAAAGGGAUCCAUUUUUACCUCAGAAGGAUCAAAAAAUUUCUGCUUUUCCGGAAGUUACCUGCGUUACUUUAACUCCAGAAGAUGAAUUUUUAUUCCUCGCUUGUGAUGGCAUUUGGGAUUGUAAAGAUGGGCAAGACGUGGUCGGGUUUGUGAAGACGAGACUUGAAAAGUUUGAAGAACCAACAAGUGACGAAACUGUAAUUGACAGCACGGACAACACGAAUGAAAAUGCCACGACGACUAUCACCACGAAUGAAAAUAUUGUUAACAGUAUGGGCAGUGAGGAGAAGGACAAGUCGAAGGAGUUAGAACAAAAUGAAGUAAGCAAGGAGAAGAAAAACGCCGAAGGGGCGGGAGCGGGCCCAUCGAUAGGCAAAGACAAACACAACAAAACGACUGCCAAAGGUACGAAUAGCAACGAUGAGGGUGUUGAAAAUGGUAGUGAGAAAAAAAAGACAAAGGAAGAAGGAGGCCUCUCUGAAGACGCUCAUGGGGAGGACGACGAUGAGGAGGACGACGAAGACGACGAAGAUGAAGAAAGCGCUAGUCGAAUGAGAACCCAUGAUGGAUUAGAAAUGGAUAGGUAUGAUGAAGACGACACCAAAUUUGAUUCCGCACCAGUUAUCGUAAGGAAAAAAUUCGAAAAAUUUAAUAAACUUUCCCAGAUUUGCGAAGAACUGUGUGAUGAGUGCUUGUCCAACAAUUACAAAGAGAACGACGGAAUUGGAUGCGAUAACAUGACGUGCCUGAUCGUUCAGUACAACCCCAUUUAUAAAAUACACACGGAGAAGAAGUUUUUAAAUAUAGACGAUAUUGAGUAG
Molecule: messenger RNA, 3714 nt
Organism: Plasmodium vivax (malaria parasite P. vivax)
Lineage: Eukaryota; Apicomplexa; Aconoidasida; Haemosporida; Plasmodiidae
Product: protein phosphatase 2C, putative
Exons: 3
Coding region: 1096-3714 (872 amino acids)
Biological process (GO): protein dephosphorylation
Molecular function (GO): cation binding; protein serine/threonine phosphatase activity
Source: RefSeq, a predicted model, not a curated record